UCCACAAAUGUCAUCAUUAUCACCAUAUUCAACAUUACAUAAUCAAAUUAAUCAAUCACAAAAAUCAACAUUAUCAAAAUCAGAGAACAAGACUCAUACAGGUGAAUUCAAUCUAUCAUCAGCAUCAUCAUCGGAUGAUGAUGAAGAAUCCUCAUCUUCAUCAUCAUCAUCAUCCUCAUCAUCCGACGACGAUGAUGAUGAUGAGGAAGAAGAAAAAGAUUCUAAUGACAAUAGUUCUGGAGAAUCAGAAUCGGGCUCAAUGAAUCAUUCAAAAAGGAAUGAUAAUAAUAGAAAUGAAAAUGGCAAGAUACGACGACAAAAAUCACGUGAAUUUUUUAAUAAUUCUGAAAUUGUUGAUGCUCGAAUGAAAUUGAAACAAGGUGAUCAUCAUACGAUAAAUGAUUCACAUUCAUUUAUGAUGCACAAUCAAAAUAAUGAUGAUGAUGAAGAUGAAGAACAUAAAUGGGAUCUGGAUAAUUUUCUUCCUCCAGGUGAUUAUUCAUCAUCGAAUAAUAAUAAUAAUACGAAUACUUCAAAUAAAGAUACUCAAUCAUCCAAUAACAUCAAUAAUAAUAAUAAUAAUAGUAAUAGUCAAGAUUUAGUGAAUAAUAAUAAAAUUUCGAUACAAGAUUUAAAUCGAAAUAAAGCUUCAAUUUCAAAAAAUAAUCAUUUAAAGUCAAAGGGAAAAAAUUCUAGCUCAAAAAAUACCAAACAACAACAUUUGAAAAAUAUUAAUGACGCUAAAUCAACAAAAUUUGUUCUAUCUGAGAACGAUGAAUCGGAUGAUGAUCAUAGUUCAUCGUUUUCAAGGUCUGGGUCAAAAAAUUCUAUUCGUGAUGAUGAAGAUGAUGUUGAUUAUGAAUCGAAUGAUUCAUUCUCUGCUAAACAUUCGUCUAAUUGUCAAAAGCCGGAUGAAGAAAUGGAAGAAGGUGAAUUAGACGAUAAUAGCGAUGAAUUACCAACGCAUUCGAGGUCGAGAAAACCGCUUUCAAAGACUAAUCGAUCGGAAAAAUCUAAAAAGAAUGAUCGUUCAAAAAUAAAUCAUCAAGAUUAUCGAAUUCUGCCUUCAUCAAAGUCUUCACCAUUUCAGGAAGCUCCCACCACUACUAAAGCUUCAUCUAAUAAAAUCCACAAAAAGAAACAACCACCACCGUCCCCAUCGGCAAUGACCAUGAGUCAGCCAUCUUCGUUACAAACACCAACAAAAUUUAAUGAUGAAUUAAAAUCUAAUAAUCAGCAAAAAAAUCGACUAAAUGAUGAAAACAGCACAUGGAAAGAUGUUAAAAGAAGAAAGGAACGAUUCAUAUCUAAUUCUUCUGCACAGGCACCACCACUCACCAAAUCAUCCCGUAUAGCCGAUAACAGUAAUAUUGCAUCAACGACUAGUCAUCAUACAAAUGAAUCGAGAAUUGAGUCGAAAAAUUCAACGUCUAAUCGAUUAUCGUCGAUACCGAAUAAUAAAAAACUUUCAUCAAAAAUUUCCGGCCGAUAUUCUCCUCAUUUAAUCGGUACAAAUAAAAAAGAUCCGUCUGAUUCAAAUUCAUAUACACGAAAAGUAGAUCUUGUCUCUGGUACAAAUUCUGAAAAUCAUUCUGGCCAACAAUCACUUAUCGUAUCGAUAGAGCUACCUAAAUUGAAUCGCAUACCACAUAUUGAUCGUAAUGGCAAUAUUCCUCUUGAUCGACGAUCAUCAUCACCAAUACCACCUUUAUCGAGAAAUUCUAAAUCAGACUCGAAAAAAAGUUCACAACAAAAAGAUUUUCAAAAAUCUUCACGAACCGAUAAUGAAAAAUUUCUUAAUGUUAAUGGUAAAUCUGCUAUUGGUAGUGGUUCCAUGUUAAAAACGAGUUCAACCAACAAUAAAAUCAGUACGUCAAAUAAAAUUUCUGAAACAAUAGUAAGCAAACAUAACAAAUCGGAUAUUCCAUUAGAGCAUCAGACAGGGCGACAACAAAGUUCGCGACAAUAUGGCCAACAAUUGCAGGUACCUUCACCACAGCCAGCAUCAUUACCUGUAUCAAUACCAAUAAAUAAUAUUAAUUCAUUGUCAAUACGAACAUCGCCACAUAUUAAUCAUCAUUAUUCAUCUCAACGAUUUUCACCUUUAUGUCAAACAGAACAAGAAGCACAAACAAUGGCACGUACAUUGAAACGUAAAGCGGAUUCAAUAAAAAUUCCUCAACAACAAAUUCUACAAUAUAUUGAAGCAUCAAUGUAUUUUAUUCAGUCUGGAUUAAUCAUGGAACAAAAAUCCGAGGUAGACAAAGCUUAUCAAUUAUAUCGUGAUACAUUACAAUUGAUCAAAGUAGCUACAGCUAAAUUAUCGAAACAAAAUCGUCCAUCAUUAUUAAUGGCCAAUCAAGAACAGGCACAAUUGAUUGAUCUCAAAUUAACCAUAUUAUCGUAUCGUUGUCAAGCAUUGCUCAAUUCACGUUUAACACGAAUGCGUUAUCGAGAGAUACAUGAGAAUAAAGAAACGAUUGGACAAUUCUUUAAAACACAUGAAAAAAUUCUCAGUUCAUGUCAGAAUCCACCUAGUUCAAAUGCAUCAUCAUCAGCAGCAACGAUGUCCGUACCGGUACAAAUGAUGAAUUUUAUUUCACGGCAACUUUUUCUAUUGCAACAAUCAUAUUCGGCCAAUGAUUUAUGGAUCAAAUCAGAAUCAAUGAUCGAAUCAAAUCCUUUUUGUAAGGAAUUUUUUCAACAAAUUGAUCAUGAAACUGGCUUACAAUUAAGUAGCUCAUUAGAACAGCUUAUACAUCAUACAUUGAAAGGAGUGAAAAAUAUACAGACAAGUUUGGCUCCAUUACUAGUCAACAGCAAUUCAAAUAUCAAUAAUAAUGCAUUGGAUAAUAAUAAUCAAACCGGAUCAUCAUUGCCGAUUAAACGUGAAUGAUAAUCACAGUAAAUUACUCUAUUUCUGUCUCAUAAAUUAUAAUGACUAUGACUAUAUACAUACAGUACAAUUAUGUUUGAUGAAGAAAUCAUUUCUUAUGUUCGAUUUUUUCACUGUUUUUAUUUUGCAUGGUCAAAAUCAUAAAAAUACCUCGCAAUACCUACUAAUAAAAAAAAAUGGCAUGAUACACAUAGCAUUUUAUAUUAAUCAAAUUCAUCCGAAUUGAAUGUUGUUAUUUGUUUACCAUGAUAAUGAUAAUGAUAAUGAUGGCAAAUUUUAUUGUUGAUUUAUUCAUCCGGAUUUUUUUUUUCAUUCUUUCUUUAUCAACAUUUAAAAUUAUAUAAAUUUGUCACUUCAUACACACAUAUUUUUUUCUAUUUAUUAUAUAUAUAUUUUGUUUAAUUCAAAAUAAUUAUUGUUUCUCGACACACGCAUACACACACACACCCACAUUAUUGUCAACAUUAUACACUAUUGACGAUUUAAUCAUCAAUUUUGAUUAUUAUUCCCAGAAAUGCCUCUACAAAUAUAAAGAAUUAUCAUUA
This is a messenger RNA of Dermatophagoides farinae (American house dust mite), 3441 nucleotides long. NCBI's taxonomy places the organism in Eukaryota, Metazoa, Arthropoda, Arachnida, Sarcoptiformes, Pyroglyphidae. The record is from RefSeq and is a predicted model, not a curated record.